GAGGCCCCGGCGGCCAGCAGCAGCGCCCCCUCGCCAGCGGCGCCCGCUGGCCUGCUCGGCGUCACCGGCCUCGUGGCGGCCGCGGCCAGGCUUCCCAGGCGCUGGCUGCCCUCGAGGCCGGAGGAGCUCGGCGUCGGGCGCGGCGGCGGGCUGCCGGGGGCCGCCACGAUCUUCCAGGCCGGGUCUGCGGGCCUGACGGUCUCCAUGGUGACGGUGCGGCGGGGGCAGGACCUCGGGAGCGCCGAGAUGGGGGAGCUGGAGCCGCUCGUGGUGGUGGAGGUGCUGGAGGUGGGCCAGGGCCAGCGCAUGCGGGUGCGGUGCUCUGGCGCGCCAGGCUUGGAGGGCUGGGUGAGCUGCCGGACGAGGCUCGGGGAGCAGCUCGUUGCGCCCGUCGCCGUCUCCGGGGGCAUUGCGCACCGCGCCUCGCCCUCCUCGCAGGGUUGGGUCGGGGACCUCCUCGGCGCCCACUUCGCUGUCGGGGGCAGGCACACGGUCAGGUCGGUCGUGACCGUGAGGUCCGGCGAGGGCCUCGACAGCGCGAUCGUGUGCGAGCUGUGGCGGGGAGAGAGCCUCCGGAUCCUGGAGAUGGGGCAGGCCAACCGGCGCCGCGUGAGGGUGGAGUCCGGCGGCGUGGAGGGCUGGAUCAGCCUGGCGACGCAGGCGGGCGACCUGCUGGUCAACGUGCGCCCAGGGGACGAUCGAGCUGCUGGGGCAGGGCCCGAGGAGCCGGUGUGGCGGCUGGGCGCGCCGGGCGCGGCACUGUCCGCGGGGGCCGCCGUCACCAGGCGGCUGGCGUCGAUCGGCCGCAGGCCCACCGCCUCGGAAGAGCUCGAGAGGAAUCUGCAGAUCGCCAGCGGCCUGCCCGAGUUCAGCGGCAGGCUGCCGGAGUUCGGGCUGGGCGGCCUCCAGCGUGGCGAGAGGGCCCUCCAGAUCUCCAGCGCACUGGCCUCCCGCCGGUGCUGGAACGCGGGGCGGGAGCUCGCCGGCAUGCUGCCAGAGUUUGAGUUCAACGGCGUCGGGAACCAGGCCAAGUACGAGCCCACCUGCAGCGUGUGUCUCUCGGAUUUCGUGAACGGGGAGAUGGCCAAGAGGCUCCCCUGCGAGCACGUCUUCCACGCGGGCUGCCUGGACGCCUGGCUGGCCCGGAGCCCGCAGUGCCCCAUGCGCUGCCACGCGGACCUGGCGCGGUGCCUGGCACGGGCACCGCGGCACGAGUCUCCCCUCGUCCUGCCCAGCGCCGCGCCCCCCGAGGUCAGCACGGCUCGGCUGCGGUCGAGGGCGCUGAAGGGCAGGCUCGAGGAACAUGCUACUGAGAUUGCUCAGAUCAAGGAAAAGAGCGCUAACCUGGAGAAGGAGCAAGCGGGGCUGCAGGCCGCGGUCAAGGAGCUGCAGACCACGCUGGCGGUGGCGGAGGCGCAGGUUGCGGCGCCGCUGGACCCAGCACGCCUUGCCGAUUGGCACAGGACGGCUGACACUGCCCUCUUCGUCCUCUCCUGUCAGGCCCCCGCCGCACCAGGAGAGGUCAAGUCCGCCAUUUCGCAAUGGCUCCAGGCCGCCAAGGUCACCGAGGACCAGGUCACGCUCCUCGGCGACCUCCCGUCGAAACGUUUCCACCUCCACUGCCCUGGUGGCGCUGCGGGCGUUGCCCGCGCUGGGGCACUCCAGGCUGCGCUCAAGCUACCAGGCGGACAAUGGCGUCGAUUUGACGUGCUCUCGGUCAACGGCCAGCGCGUCACCAUGUACACGAAUGCCGACAAGAGCGCGGAGGACAUCCGUAAGGAGGUGCAGACGAAGAAACUGUCGGGCCUCAUCAUGGCUGCGGUGCCCAGCAAGGACUGCUGGGCGCGCCGAUCGAAGGGCCUUGUCUACGUGGACUCUGUGCCUAUCGUGGAGGUGCAGGUGCGUGGCCCCGACGAGGCCUCCCGACUGGCCUGGGACGGGUCCGCCACCGCCCGCCUCGGCAUCGACAAGCAGGCCAUUACGAACCAGUUCCAGGCACUCUGGCGCGAGGUCGGGGCCGCUACCCGUGGGCGGCGGAAAGUGAACAUGGUCGUAGAGCACCUUCGCCAGCGCUCCAUUGUGCUGGUCCAGGAAGUUCACGGCUUCACCGAGACGCUCCAGAACUACCUCAACCAGUACAGCAUCCACUACAAUAUGUAUAGCUCUACGACCGGUCGUCCGGGGGACCCUAUGAAGAGGACCUUCGUUGCAGCUGGCGAUUAUAACAUGACCGAUGUGCCAGCGGAGUCUCUUUUGUACCCUCGGCCGCGUCAGGACUCGGGGACGCUGCGCACGAUUGAUCGGAUCUUCGUCUCACUCGCAUCGUCUUUCGCGCUGGAGACCGAGUGCGACCUCCAGCUGGUGCACGACGCCGUGGCGCUGGACGCGCAGAACCUCAGCGACCACGCAAUCCUCAAGCUUCGCAUGAAGACCAGGCAGGCCACGCCCAAGGGCGAGAGGAAAAUCCCAGCUUUCAUUUUCAAGAGCCCUGAGUACAAGCGGAUCCUCGCCAACUGCCUUGAUGGUUGUCGCAUCGAGUUCAGGCCUGUUUUUGAACAGUGGCGCGACGUCAAGGCCAUGAUGACGCUCGCCGCGGAGUUCGCUCGGAACGAGCUGCAGUCCAAGGCGCUGGUGGUCGACAGCGACAGUUGGCGGCACGCGCGACUGUUGACCCUCAACUCGGUCGCCAGGGCCGUCUGGCGGCAAGACGUUCGACUGGCCAGGAGGCUCAUGCAUGAUGCGCCCAUCGGUGCCGCGGAGCUCGAGCUCGUCGACGGCACCGUGCAGUUGAAGAGGCCUGGCGACUUCCACGCGCACGUGCGGGAGGCGCAAGCGCAACUCCUGGAACGGGAGACGGCGGCGCUCGUCGACAGUGCCAGUGGGGCACGCCGGCGGACGGCGGAAGUCAUGAUCAAGCGAGCGCUGGUGGAACCCCACCAAGCAGCGCAGACGCAGUAG
Molecule: messenger RNA, 2958 nt
Organism: Prorocentrum cordatum
Lineage: Eukaryota; Dinophyceae; Prorocentrales; Prorocentraceae
Source: the annotation of a GenBank genome assembly